UCUCAUCCGUCAAAGUUUCAAGAAACCCUUCAGAACCUUCCUCACUCUUUCUUCUUCUUUUUAUAAACUAACCAAACCAUAAUCCUUUUUAUUCAUUCAUUAGUUAUUAUUAUUAUUAUUUAUAGUUUAUCUUUCUACCUCUUAUUCACUCUCUCUCACUCACUCACACACAACAUGGCUCAAGUCGAAAACGAUGAAGCCACACGAAAAUUCAAGGAGAAUCCAAUCCCCAACGAUUUCGAUGCAAAGGGUUACAGUCUCAGCGGCAAGAUCAUGCUCUCCGCCAUAAUCCUUCUCUUCUUCGUCGUCAUUUUGAUGCUCUGUCUUCACAUAUACGCCCGAUGGUACCUUAUUCGCGCUCGUCGCCGUCACCUCCGCCGCAACCGUCGUAGCGGUCGGACGCAGCUCGUGUUCUACGACCACGCCGACAACCCCGCCGCCAUCUCCCGUGGCCUCGACGCCGCCGUCAUCGCCUCGCUUCCUGUCUUCUCCUACGACCCCAAGAAUCAGCCGGAGAAUCCGACGGAAUGUGCUGUGUGUUUGUCGGAGUUCGAAUCGGGUGAAAUGGGUCGGGUUUUGCCCAAAUGUAACCACAGCUUUCAUACUGAGUGUAUAGACAUGUGGUUCCAUUCUCACGCCACGUGUCCGCUUUGUCGUGCUCCGGUUGAACCCGCGCCCGAAGGAGAGACCCGAGCCGAAGUGGUUAUAAUGGUGUGUGAACUGGAAUCCGGUUCGGGUUCCGGUUCGGGUUCAAUGGAAGAUGAGAACCGAAACCGAACCGGUCGAGAGGGUUCAUGUUCUACUUCUUCGGUCGGGACGAGGAAACCGUCGUUAGUUGGUGUGACCGUUGAGGUGCCUUUGAGGAACGAGAAUUUUGGGGACGAGUCGAGUUGCGACUCGCCCUCGACACAGUCUUCGUUUCGGUCGCCGAUGAGUCGUAUGUUGUCGUUCAAGAGAAUACUUAGUAGGGAACGGAAGGGAAGCGUUUCCCCGUCGUCGUGCGGCGGCGCUUGCAGCUCUGCGGCUGAGUCCAACGCGGAACGAGGUGGGGGCGACGAGACUCGGUGAGUCGGUACUGACGUGGCGCCUUACGAAGCGAAAACCUGUUAGAAGCGUGGGUUUGGCGCGUGGCGGCGACUGUAGAUGGAUUUGUAAGGGGAUAGUGGGGACGUGAGUGGAGGCAGUGAGCGGCGCGUGAGGAUACGUGGCACGCAGAGGCACAGAAUGUAAUUUGUGUUAAGCUUAGGAUGAUGUUCCUAUUUGUUUAUACUAUUUUCUUUAUUUUUUGUUGGUUGGAUUCGGACAACAGUAAAAUACAAUACAAUGCUUGUACAUAGUAAGUGUGAAAACAACUUCAAAGGAUAACUCUGUUCUUGGCAAUGAUAUUUGUUUUCUUUUUUAUCUCUUAAUUAAUUAAUUUUCUU
Molecule: messenger RNA, 1424 nt
Organism: Abrus precatorius (Indian licorice)
Lineage: Eukaryota; Viridiplantae; Streptophyta; Magnoliopsida; Fabales; Fabaceae
Product: RING-H2 finger protein ATL2
Exons: 1
Coding region: 175-1068 (297 amino acids)
Biological process (GO): protein ubiquitination
Source: RefSeq, a predicted model, not a curated record